Molecule: messenger RNA, 7667 nt
Organism: Opisthocomus hoazin
Lineage: Eukaryota; Metazoa; Chordata; Aves; Opisthocomiformes; Opisthocomidae
Source: RefSeq, a predicted model, not a curated record
AUGUCUCUCCUGCUGCUGCUGCCUGCUGACCUCGAGGAGCGGUUUGAAUCAGGUUUGGAGGGGGAGGUUGAAUCAUUUAUUUUGGACCAAGAAGAUCUUGAUAACCCAGUACUUAAAACCACGUCGGAGUUAUUCUUAUCGAGUGCUGCAGAAGGUGCGGACUUGAGAACUGUGGAUCCAGAAACACAAGCAAGACUAGAAGCCUUACUGGAGGCAGCAGGAAUUGGUAAAUUGUCCACUGCCGAUGGUAAAGCCUUCGCAGAUCCUGAGGUUCUCCGAAGACUGACGUCCUCUGUCAGCUGUGCACUGGAUGAAGCUGCUGCUGCAUUGACGCGGAUGAGAGCAGAGAACAAUCACAACGCAGGACAAGUGGACAAUCGCAGUUUGGCAGAAGCAUGCUCAGACGGGGAUGUAAAUGCUGUCCGGAAGCUGUUGGAUGAAGGAAGAAGCGUCAAUGAACAUACUGAAGAAGUGCUACUAGCAAUGCAUGCAAACGUUGAAGAUCGAGGGAAUAAAGGAGACAUCACUCCCUUAAUGGCAGCUGCCAGCGGUGGCUAUGUAGAUAUUGUUAAACUUCUCCUUGUUCAUUGUGCAGAUGUCAACGCACAGUCUUCAACAGGGAACACAGCUCUCACUUAUGCUUGUGCUGGGGGCUUUGUUGACAUAGUGAAGGUGCUAUUGAAAGCCGGUGCUAAUAUAGAAGACCACAAUGAGAAUGGGCAUACCCCCUUAAUGGAAGCAGCCAGCGCAGGUCAUGUUGAGGUUGCAAGAGUAUUGCUGGAAUAUGGUGCAGGAAUCAACACUCACUCCAACGAGUUCAAAGAAAGUGCACUUACACUUGCAUGCUAUAAAGGCCAUUUAGAUAUGGUUCGUUUUUUGCUUGAAGCUGGAGCUGAUCAAGAACAUAAAACAGAUGAGAUGCACACAGCGCUAAUGGAGGCCUGCAUGGAUGGACAUGUGGAAGUGGCACGCUUGCUUUUAGACAGUGGUGCUCAAGUGAAUAUGCCUGCAGAUUCAUUUGAAUCUCCACUCACACUGGCUGCUUGUGGUGGACACGUGGAGUUAGCAGCUCUUCUGAUCGAAAGAGGAGCUAACCUGGAGGAAGUUAAUGAUGAAGGUUAUACUCCUCUGAUGGAAGCUGCCCGGGAAGGUCAUGAAGAGAUGGUAGCCUUGCUACUGGCACAAGGGGCAAAUAUAAAUGCGCAGACAGAAGAAACGCAGGAAACAGCUCUUACUCUGGCAUGUUGUGGAGGGUUUUCUGAAGUAGCUGACUUCCUUAUUAAGGCAGGAGCUGAUAUAGAACUUGGUUGCUCAACACCUCUGAUGGAAGCUGCUCAAGAGGGUCAUCUUGAGUUGGUGAAAUACUUGCUGGCAGCAGGAGCUAAUGUUCAUGCCACCACGGCGACAGGAGAUACAGCUUUGACCUAUGCCUGUGAAAAUGGACAUACUGAUGUUGCAGAUGUGUUGCUUCAAGCUGGUGCUGAUUUGGAGCAUGAAUCUGAAGGUGGGAGAACCCCACUAAUGAAGGCUGCGCGAGCUGGUCAUUUGUGCACGGUGCAAUUCCUUAUUAGCAAAGGUGCCAACGUUAACAGGGCUACAGCUAAUAAUGACCACACGGUGGUGUCACUGGCAUGUGCCGGAGGCCACCUGGCAGUUGUUGAGCUGCUUCUGGCUCAUGGUGCAGAUCCUACUCAUCGACUCAAGGAUGGCUCAACAAUGCUCAUUGAAGCCGCCAAAGGAGGACAUACAAAUGUUGUUUCUUAUUUGCUGGAUUACCCAAACAAUGUUUUGUCGGUUCCUGCAGCGGACUUGUCUCAGCUCACACCUCCAUCUCAGGAUCAGUCUCAGGUUCCACGUGUACCGGUGCAUACACUUGCUAUGGUUGUACCUCCCCAGGAACCUGACAGAACACCUCCAGAGAACUCGCCACCUCUCUUGGGAGUGGUGAAAGGUGCAUCCAAGCAGAAGUCAAGUUCCCUGCAGGUAGCAGAUAAGGACCUACUGCCACCUUUUCACCCAUACCAACCUUUGGAAUGCAUAGUAGAAGAGACUGAAGGCAAGCUGAAUGAACUUGGACAGAGAAUUAGUGCUAUUGAAAAAGCACAACUUAAAUCACUGGAAUUAAUUCAAGGUGAACCUUUAAAUAAAGAUAAGAUUGAAGAACUUAAAAAGAACAGAGAAGAACAAGUACAGAAGAAGAAGAAAAUAUUGAAGGAACUGCAGAAGGUGGAAAGGCAGUUGCAGAUGAAAACCCAACAGCAGUUUACCAAAGAAUAUUUGGAGACCAAAGGUCAGACAGAUACACCACUUCCCCUGCAGCAGCAGUGCCCACUUACAGGGGUCUUCCCAGAAGUGGAAGCCGAUAAGGGUCAGCCAGAGGAUAACUUUUCAGGGGUACCUCAGGCCGCCACCAUCUUGUCUAAAGAUGACGAUUUUGUGCCAACAACGCAAUGUAAUUUUUCUGGUAAUUUAGGUUAUAAUGGGACAGAGUCUCUUGAACUUCAGAAAGCAUUAGGGAAUCAGCAGACUGUAGGACAGCAGCAGCAAAUUGCUGGGCAGGGGCUCUUAGUUCAAGAACCAGACGGAUUAAUGGUUGCCACUCCAGCACAGACGCUUACCGACACUCUUGAUGACCUAAUAGCAGCUGUGAACAGCAGAGUGCCCAGUGGCUCCACCAGCUCCUCGCACACUACUGAAUCCCCUACACCUGAGCCUGGUUCACAGGCAUCGAGCAAUGUGUCCUCACAGUCAGUGCUCCCUAUGUAUCCCUCAGUUGACAUCGAUGCACAUACUGAAAGUAAUCAUGACACUGCUCUGACCCUGGCGUGUGCAGGAGGUCAUGAAGAACUUGUAUCUGUACUGAUAGCACGUGGUGCCAAUAUUGAACACAGAGACAAGAAGGGUUUUACGCCUUUGAUUCUGGCUGCAACUGCUGGACAUGUUGGUGUAGUGGAAAUUCUUCUAGACAAAGGUGGGGAUAUAGAAGCACAGUCUGAGCGCACAAAGGAUACUCCGCUUUCGCUGGCAUGCUCUGGUGGUCGCCAAGAGGUUGUUGAUUUGCUGUUGGCCCGAGGAGCAAAUAAAGAACAUAGGAAUGUGUCUGAUUAUACACCAUUAAGCCUUGCUGCAUCUGGUGGCUAUGUUAAUAUCAUCAAGAUUCUUCUUAAUGCUGGGGCAGAAAUUAAUUCAAGGACCGGGAGUAAGCUAGGUAUUUCUCCUCUGAUGUUGGCUGCUAUGAAUGGCCAUGUACCUGCUGUGAAACUGUUACUUGAUAUGGGUUCUGAUAUUAAUGCCCAAAUUGAGACCAACCGGAAUACAGCCCUCACCCUGGCCUGUUUCCAAGGCCGAGCAGAGGUGGUCAGUCUGCUUUUGGACAGGAAGGCCAAUGUUGAGCACAGGGCAAAGACUGGUCUCACACCUCUGAUGGAAGCGGCUUCAGGAGGAUAUGCAGAGGUUGGAAGGGUUCUGCUUGAUAAAGGAGCGGAUGUUAAUGCUCCACCUGUGCCUUCCUCAAGAGAUACAGCUUUAACAAUUGCAGCAGAUAAGGGUCACUACAAGUUCUGUGAGCUCCUGAUUAAUCGAGGAGCGCAUAUUGAUGUUCGUAACAAGAAAGGAAACACACCUCUAUGGUUAGCAGCUAAUGGUGGUCACUAUGAUGUGGUUCAGUUGCUUGUGCAAGCAGGUGCAGAUGUAGAUGCUGCAGAUAAUCGGAAAAUUACACCUCUUAUGUCAGCGUUUCGCAAGGGGCAUGUGAAAGUAGUUCAGUUCCUGGUGAAAGAAGUUAACCAGUUUCCUUCGGACAUUGAAUGCAUGCGAUACAUAGCAACAAUAACUGACAAGGACCUGUUGAAGAAGUGUCACCAGUGUGUGGAGACAAUUGUGAAAGCUAAAGACCAGCAGGCUGCAGAAGCAAAUAAGAAUGCAACUAUAUUGCUGAAGGAGCUAGACUUGGAAAAAUCAAGAGAGGAGAGCAGAAAAUUAGCUCUUGCAGCUAAAAGGGAGAAAAGAAAGGAAAAGAGGAAGAAGAAGAAAGAGGAACAAAAAAGAAAACAAGAAGAAGAUGAAGAAAACAAGCCUAAAGAAACUCUGGAACUACAAGAAGAUGAUGAUGAAGAAGAAAAUGAUGAUGAAGUGGAGCAAGAAGUUCCUAUAGAGCCUCCUAGUGCAACUACUACAACAACAAUUGGAAUUUCUGCAACGUCAACUACUUUCACAAAUGCCUUUGGGAAGAAGAGAGCUAAUGUGGUGACUACCCCCAGCACAAAUAGAAAAAAUAAGAAAAAUAAAACAAAAGAGACUCCUCAGAAUAUGCAGAUAAUUUUGCCAGAUCAGCAUAUAUCUCUAGCACAGCAAAAAGCAGAUAAAAAUAAAAUAAAUGGAGAGCCAAGAGGUGGUGGUGCAAGUGGGAAUAGUGAUUCAGAUAACUUGGAUAGCACAGAUUGCAAUAGUGAAAGUAGCAGUGGAGGUAAAAGCCAAGAGCUGAACUUCACAAUGGAUACAAAUUCCUCUGAGCGGCGCUAUGCCUCAUUGCUUAUUCCCUCUCAGGAAGAAAAACCAAGCACCUCGGCUUCAAAAACACCAACGAGACUUGACAGUGAAGGACAUUCAAAUUCUUUGUCGACUACUUACAAGCCUGUUUCCCUGCCUCUCGCCUCUCCAAAUGUAAAGCUGAAUUUGACUAGUCCUAAAAGAGGCCAGAAAAGAGAAGAAGGCUGGAAAGAAGUGGUUCGAAGGUCGAAGAAAUUAUCUGUCCCAGCUUCUGUCGUAUCUAGAAUAAUGGGAAGAGGCGGGUGCAACAUCACAGCAAUUCAAGAUGUCACUGGUGCCCAUAUUGACGUUGAUAAGCAAAAAGAUAAGAACGGAGAGAGAAUGAUCACUAUAAGGGGUGGUACAGAGUCAACGCGAUACGCAGUGCAACUCAUCAAUGCCCUUAUUCAAGAUCCUGCCAAGGAACUGGAAGACUUGAUUCCUAAAACUCAUAUAAGAACACCUGCUUCGAGUACCAAAUCAAUCCAUGCUAACUUUUCAUCUGGAGUCAGCACUGCGACCGCUUCCAACAAGAACUCCUUUCCUCUUGGAGCACCGCCCCUCGUUACAUCACAGUCAUCAACACUAUCUACUUUCCAGCCUACUAACAAGUUAAACAAGAAUGUCCCAGCUAAUGUGCGCUCAUCUUUUCCGGUGUCUCUUCCUCUAGCUUAUUCUCACCCUCAUUUUGCCUUGCUGGCUGCCCAAACUAUGCAACAGAUCCGGCAUCCUCGCUUACCUAUGGCCCAGUUUGGAGGAACUUUUUCAGCGUCACCGAACACUUGGGGACCAUUCCCAGUGAGACCAGUUAACCCUGGCAGCACAAACAGCUCUCCAAAGCAUAAUAAUUCGAUUCGUGUAGGUAGUCAGAAUGGAAAUAUUUUGCAGACUGAGUCUCCUGGAUUAGCUACUUCUAGUUGUCCCAUUACUGUCUCUUCUGUAGCCGCUUCCACCCAACCGCUGUGUGUAACCAGUAAUCGGACUCCCUCUUCGGUCAGAAAGCAGUUGUUUGCCUGCGUUCCCAAGACUAGUACUGCAGCAACAGCAAUCUCAACUGUGACAAGCACCUGUAGCACUCUGCCUUCAGCUUCCUCUGCCCCCUCAAACAAUGGGCAAGUGCCCACAGCAUUUCUGCCAUCUAAUGCUCCACAAACGCAGCAUUCUGCAUUUAAAGCGGACUCUUUCUCAGCUGUCUCAGCACCCAAAGAGAAGGUGUCAACACCAGACCAGCCUGCUGCAAAUGCGUGCGCACCAUCUUCGGUUGCAAGUAGUUGCAGUGUGUCAGCUAGCAGCAACUCAGGAGUUGCUGAAACUCGCCCAUCAAGCAGCCCUGCACCGCUGAAUAAUGUCCAAGAUGAAAUACUGCCAACCAGCAUAUCGGAGAUCAGUCCUUCCAUGUCGAUGCCUUUUUCAUCCAGCUCAGAAACUGCUCCUUUAAGCUUAGCAUCACCCAGGUCAGUUGUUGCAGAUAAUCAGGACAACAGUAACUUACCUCAAGUAGCUGUACCAGCACCUCGAGUUACUCACAGGAUGCAAUCCAGAGGUUCUUUCUAUUCAGUGGUACCAAAUGCAAACCUCCAUCAAGAUCCUCAGUCUAUUUUUGUUACGAACCAAGUUCCUUUAACACCUUCUCAAGGUCCACCUGCUGCAGUGCAGCUUUCAUCAGCCAUGAACGUUAUGAACGGUUCUCAGAUGCACAUUAACCCAGCGAACAAAUCAUUGCCUCCUACCUUUGGGCCAGCAACACUCUUCAAUCACUUUAGUAGUCUUUUUGAUAGCAACCAGGUGCCAGCUAACCAAGGAUGGGGAGACUGUCCACUCUCUACCCGAGCAGCAGCUGACCCAUCUUUCACUGUUCAGUCUACCUUUCUGAAUAACUCUGUGCUAGGACAUGUGGAAAACGUGCAUCCUGACAACUCCAAGGCUCCUGGUUUCAGGCCACCUUCCCAACGGGUUUCGACUAGUCCUGUAGGCUUACCCUCUCUAGAUCCAUCCAACAGCUCUACAACUUCUUCUUCAGGUCCUUUGACAGGCUUUUCAGCAAACAUACAAGGAGCACGGGUUUACCUUCAAGGGCCAGCGCCUGUUGGGACUCCCAGCUUUAACAGACAGCAUUUUUCACCACAUCCUUGGACAAGCGCAACAAAUUCAUCUGCUUCUGCGCCUUCUAACUUGGGCCAGCCAAAAACGGGUAACGCGAAUCAAGAUCGAAAGGUACCCCCUCCCAUUGGGACAGAAAGGCUUGCUAGAAUUCGACAGGGAGGAUCUGUCACUCCUACACCCUUAGGAACCAACUUCACAGCUCCAGUUGGUCAUAGCGGUAUUUGGUCCUUUGGAGUUAACAGUGUAUCUGAAGGCUUGUCAGGUUGGUCUCAGCCUGUCAUGGGAAAUCAUCCGAUGCAUCAGCAGCUGUCAGACCCAGGCACAUUUUCUCAGCAUCAGCCAAUGGAGAGAGAUGAUUCUGGAAUAGUGGCUCCCUCAAAUAUUUUCCACCAACCUAUGCCAAAUAGUUUUGUGGAUUUUUCUAAAGGCCUACCAAUUUCCAUGUAUGGUGGCACUCUGAUACCCUCGCACCCUCAGCUAGCAGAUGGCCCGGGAGGCCCCCUCUUUAACGGGCUCCAUUCUCCAGAUCCCGCCUGGAAUCCCAUGAUCAAAGUUGUUCAGAACUCAGCUGAAUGUACUGAUGCUCAGCAGAUUUGGCCUGGCACCUGGGCACCUCACAUUGGAAACAUGCAUCUCAAGUACCCGCAUCAUCUACGACCGCAAGUUCCUGCUGGAGUGCAAGAAUUCACCCGUGGCCAGGACCCCUCCCUGCUGCCUGCCCCAGACCCCCGGUGUCACAUCCCUGGCCCCGUCCAGCCUCGUCAAGCUGGAGGAGCUCAAGGAGCGGAAUGAGAGCGAAGAAGCCAUGUCAGAUCAAGACCAGUUUGAGAUGGACAUCUGAGUUUCCAGCUCCCUGUCUCCAGGCCAUGGCAGGGCCUGUUCCUGGGCCUCAUGGAGGUGCUGGCACCAUGACCAGCUGGCUGCAGCCCUCUCUCAUGCUGGGGAUGGACGUGUGACACCUCAGGCUCUAGCACAACUGUCUGGUGCAAUUGCCUAGGACCUUAUGCUUGAUCAAUAAACACCAUGAAACCCCUGUG